Molecule: messenger RNA, 782 nt
Organism: Racocetra persica
Lineage: Eukaryota; Fungi; Glomeromycota; Glomeromycetes; Diversisporales; Gigasporaceae
Source: the annotation of a GenBank genome assembly
AUUAUCAGAAGGAGAAAAAGAAGAUAUUAAAAUUCUUGAAGUUGUUAAUAAGUAUUUGAAAACUAAUAAUCAAUCAAAAAAGAUAUAUGAAAAUGAAAAAUUUAUUAAAUUUAGCAAACUUCGAGUAGAAGCAAUGGUUGGUCCAUUAAUUGAAAAAAUUUCAAACGAACAUGAUAGAAUUAAAGAUUACAAAUCAGAUUAUCAAGAAAAAUAUCUCAUUGAUAAAUAUAAGCAAUAUAGAGAUAUUAUUUUAGCUACAUUAGAAGUAACAAAACUAUUAACUACUAUUCAAGAUGAAAUUUAUGAACUUAAAUUUUUUCUUUUGCAACUUUUACGAGAAAAUUCAAUCGAAUGCAAUGCAAUGAGAACAAGUUAUUUUGUUGAUUCGACAUUUACUCCUAUUGGUAAUGCCAGAAUUGAUUUAUUUGUAUUAACAAAACAAGCAGAAGGUACCAUGAGAUUUUUUGUUACAAAUACUGAAUAUUUUCUGAAUGCUCUUAAUGAGACAAAAAACAAUGAGUUGCAAAAAAAUUCAUUUGAAUUAAAUAAUUUGGUAAUUGAAAAGCUUAAAAUUAAUUCUAAUGAAUCUACUAUAUAUUUGUAUAGUAUAAAAAUUAAUAGAAAAUGUAAAAUUGAAGCUAUGAGGAUUAAACGAAAAGCUAUUGGUGUAGGAAAAUCAAUAUUUAGCAAAAAAUUUAAGGAAUAUUUAGAAGAAAAAGGAUAUAAAGUUUAUCGACCAGUUGAAACAUCUUUACUUCUUGAUGAUGAAUUAAAACUCUUUU